This is a messenger RNA of Bipolaris victoriae FI3, 1524 nucleotides long. RefSeq lists its product as hypothetical. Lineage: Eukaryota; Fungi; Ascomycota; Dothideomycetes; Pleosporales; Pleosporaceae. The transcript has 3 exons. Bases 1 to 1524 code for a protein of 507 amino acids. The record is from RefSeq and is a predicted model, not a curated record.
AUGCCUGGUGGACUUCACCCUCCUCUGGAGGUCUCACAGAACUGGCCGGCCCCCAACUUUGUGAACCCAGAGCUGCGAUCAGACGCUAUCAUCAUACUGGCCUAUAUCCUGGGACCACUCAGUGUGUGCUUUUGUCUCGUCAGGCUAUGGGUUAGGGUAUACCACCAGAAGAGUGCAGGAGUGGACGAUUGGCUGAUGCUGGCAUCUAUACCACCUACAAUUGCUUUGACAGCACUGUAUCCCCUUGCGACCAAGCAGGCUUUUGACAGACACAUCUGGGAUUUGGACAUCUAUUCCGACCCACGGCGCGCGGUCAUUGCUAGAAAAUACGUUUUGGCGACCGAGACUAUCUUUUGCGUCGCUACUGGGUUGGUCAAGGUGUCUAUCCUUCUAUUCUAUCGCAGACUGUCAUCUCGUGUGGUAUCACGGGGGUUUUUCUGGACAACCUGGGUUGCGAUUGUAUACAUUGUUGCCUACAGUAUCGCCCUGACGAUUGCUCCUAUUGUCGGCUGCCAACCGAUAGAGGCGUUUUGGGAGCAGUUUGACCCCAUCAAAAAGCUACAAGGGUACGAGUUCCAUUGCUUUGAUGAAGGUGCCGACGUCCUCGCCGCCAGCAUCAUCUCGGCGACGCAAGAUCUUCUCACUGCUAUCCUACCUACGUUUCUGUACUGGAACCUCCAGAUUCCUCUACGACAGAAACUGGCAUUGUUCGGCAUCUUUGCCAUGGGUUACGGCGUCGUUGCGCUGGGCGCGCUACGUGCGUACUACAGCUGGCACGCCUUUUAUAACACAUACGAUAUCACAUGGGCCACGUACGACCUUUUCCUCACCUCUCUCCUCGAGCUACACAUUGGCUCCUUAUGCGCCAAUGCGCCAGCCCUCAAAGUCUUCUUCAAGCAUUUCUUCAAGGAGAAGCUCACGUCAAGAUCACGAACCAAGACACCGGUAGACUCCAAAGACCGUGCUAGCCCAAACGGCUCAUCGAGACCAAGCAAGUCUAGCUUAUGGAGCAAGAUAAGCUCGGUACUUGAGACCGGAAACGAAAGCGGGAUGCGUAGUACAAGAGGAUACCUUGACUCUCAUGCCGGUAUGACGGUAGACUCUCACGGCGGUGUACUUGUCCAAAAAGACAUGCAGGUUCAUCACUCACCAGCAAGUAGCGUACCUGAAAGUCCUGCUGAAAGACCUGUUUUAUCGACGACCGAUGACAACAUUGUCGACCACUACUACGACGACAUUGAACUUGGUCUCUACACCACACGCAAUUCCGGUACAUCAAGUGUAUACUCGCCUAGGAGCUUUGACAAUGACGCUCUCACUGCUAUUCCACCGCUCCCUACAUCACCAGCAUUUGCUGCUCAUGAGCCUUUGACAGCACAACCCGUUUCUCCCACCGUCGCGGAACCUCCUAAGAGUCCGGUACUUCCCGUACCGGCAGUAGAAAAAGCGACAUUUCAGCGGGCUCCCACACCACUCCCAUCACGAACCCUAAGCCAUCAUCGACCAAGCUGGCAGACUUGGUAA